Penicillium soppii is the source of this 2520-nucleotide messenger RNA. Its product is annotated as AAA family ATPase SEC18. The record is from RefSeq and is a predicted model, not a curated record. Gene Ontology annotation, biological process: intra-Golgi vesicle-mediated transport; SNARE complex disassembly; Golgi to plasma membrane protein transport. The transcript is spliced from 3 exons. Gene Ontology annotation, molecular function: ATP hydrolysis activity; ATP binding. Gene Ontology annotation, cellular component: Golgi stack. Bases 1 to 2520 code for a protein of 839 amino acids. NCBI's taxonomy places the organism in Eukaryota, Fungi, Ascomycota, Eurotiomycetes, Eurotiales, Aspergillaceae.
AUGUUCAAUCGCGGAAAUAUUCCGAACCCGUUCAGUUCCAGUGGACAACCCUCCACGCAGGGCUAUUCGAGUCCCAACCAAGGCCCCCCACGGUAUGACAGCGAUCGCUUCCCCCUUUCCAGCGCAGGCUAUGCGGCUCCUGUCCGCGGUGACGAUGUAUCGAUGACUGAUGAAUUUGAUGAUGAAAGUGGACACGGAGGCCCGCCGCCCCAGCAAAUGCCAUCUAGGAUGCCAGCCGGACACAAUGGCGCAGCCCGGACUUGGACUCUUCACCCGAGAAAGAGCCCCAACGAAUACUACACCUUUGGUAACCUCGUUGCUGUUUCAUCCCAGGAAUUCAAACCCACCCGAGAUGGCACCGACAUCUUUCUUCUUGUCAAUGACCUCUUCGUCUUUUCCGCUCGCCCUUUCGAAGGACCUUCUGGCCCUAAUGAAGGCUGUCCUCCUGGUUUCAUCGGCAUGUCUGAUGCUCAGCGAACAUGGGCCAAUAUCGGAAUUAGAGAUGACGUAAAGGUACAAAUCUAUGAUCCCUUCAGUCAGGGUGGGCAAGCCUACCUCGGAUCCGCAGAUAUCGAAGUUAGCUUUGCAUCUUCUUUGCCCAAGAAGCGGCCCGAAACCCCUUAUGAUCAGGAUGAAUUGGCACAGGCUGUCAUCAAAAACUUCGAGAACCAACUAUUCGCACCGGGACAGAGGAUUUUGAUGGAUAACAAGAGCAUUCCACUCUUGUUACAGGUGAAGACCGUUCAACGGGUUGACCUGACAUCAGAAAAAAGCUCUGGCGAUGUCGAGACGAAUCCCACAGCCAGGGGUAUCCUUACACGACACACUCAGUUCAACUUUUACAAGGAUUCCAAGACGGGCAUCAAUGUGAAGCCAUCUAACCGCCGCCCAGCGGCCAACUCUAUCAUUCAACCCGGCUUCAAGUUUGAGGAUAUGGGUAUCGGUGGUUUGGACGCUGAAUUUAGUACAAUUUUCCGCCGCGCUUUUGCGUCUCGAAUUUUCCCUCCCGGACUUGUUGAAAAACUUGGUAUUCAGCAUGUCAAAGGUCUUCUGCUUUAUGGACCACCGGGAACGGGUAAAACUUUGAUCGCUCGGCAAAUUGGAAAGAUGCUCAAUGCCAGAGAGCCUAAGAUUAUAAACGGCCCGGAAGUCCUAAACAAGUACGUCGGCCAAUCUGAAGAGAACAUCCGAAAGUUGUUUGCAGAUGCCGAGCAAGAGUAUAAACAAAAGGGCGACGAAAGUGGCCUCCACAUCAUCAUCUUCGAUGAGCUUGACGCAGUGUGCAAGCAGCGUGGCAGUGGAGCCGGCGGUGGUACCGGUGUUGGUGAUAGUGUGGUCAACCAGCUUCUCUCGAAGCUUGAUGGUGUCGAUCAAUUGAACAACAUUCUAUUGAUCGGUAUGACUAACCGAAUGGAUAUGAUUGAUGAGGCCUUGCUGCGUCCCGGUCGUUUGGAGGUGCACAUGGAAAUCUCGCUUCCAGACGAGCACGGUCGAAGCCAAAUUCUCAACAUUCACACGGAGAAGAUGCGAAACAACAACGUCAUGGAUACAGAUGUGGACUUGGCCGAACUUGCUCACUUGACCAAGAACUUUUCCGGUGCUGAAAUCGCGGGUCUGGUUAAAUCUGCCUCAUCUUUUGCAUUCUCGCGCCAUGUCAAAGUCGGUACUAUGGCUAGCAUCGAUGACGAUGUCGUCAACAUGAAGGUUAAACGGGCUGAUUUCCUUCAAUCUCUCGAUGAAGUCAAGCCUGCCUUUGGUGUCUCUGAAGAGGAGUUGUCCAGUCGCAUUGCUUAUGGAAUCAUGCACUACUCUCAAAACAUCAGCGAAAUUCUGCGGGAAGGUGAGCUGUUCGUCAAGCAAGUUGGCAAGGCUCAAUCAACACCGCUUUUCUCUGUCCUAUUCCAUGGCCCGCCUAGCAGCGGCAAGACCGCCUUGGCGGCACAGAUCGCCAUUGACUCUGGCUUCCCUUUCAUCAAGUUGAUCAGCCCAGAGGAUAUGGUUGGCUUCAAUGAGGCAGCAAAGAUCGCGCACAUCAGCCGAAUCUUUGAUAGUGCCUAUAAAAGUACCACGAGUAUCGUUGUUAUCGAUAAUAUCGAGCGAAUCAUCGAUUGGGUGCCCAUUGGGCCUCGCUUCAGCAACAGUGUGCUGCAGACUCUCAUGGUCUUCCUAAGGAAGCAACCUACACACGGACGUCGUUUGUUGGUCCUCGCCACGACCACUGAACGUGCUUUGAUGAAGCAAUUGGAUAUCUAUAACUCUUUCAAUUCCGAUAUCAUGGUCCCUAACGUCAGCUCUUUUGGUGAACUUCGCCAUGUCAUGGAGCAAUCGGGUGACUUUGACGCGCAGGAGAUUGCGCAAGCCCUGGGGUCGGUCGGUGGCCUCGCAGAUGACGGCCGCUUAAGCGUUGGUAUCAAGAAGAUUCUUUUGGGUAUUGAGACCGCCAAACAGGAUUCUGACAAGGUCGGCCGUUUUGUUCGCGUUAUCAACCGUGCUAUUGAGGAAGAGCAGAGCUUUCAGUAA